UAAAAUUCACUUUAUUCGUUAUAUUUUAAUUAUUUAUGCUCUAAAACAAUUGCCAUAAACCAUAAAAUGAUUUUGAAUAGACUAAUAACUGGAAAAUUAUAAAUUAUCAAAUUUAAACCAAUUUUUCUACACUAUUUUUACGAUUUUCACUCUAUGUUAUUGAGCCUAUAGAAGUGUCAAAGAGGAGUCAAACUGUCAACCCUGUCAACAAAAAUUGUGACACGUAUUUGUUUUCAGAAAAAAUAAUCACAUUAUUGUAAAUACGGUGAUUAAUUUAUGACUAUGCGAUUUAAUUUCAAUAAAUGGAUAUCGAGGCAAGAGUAAUAAAAAGAUUUAAUGAAAAAUUAGGUUCGGAUUUGAAAAAUCUUGAAAAUCUCCACAAAUUUCAUGAGGAAUUAGAAUCAGAGAAAAAUGUUCUUGAAGAAUCAUUAUCAUUGGCAUCGGCGAAAAUCCCAUUGUUGGUAGAAAAGUCAAUAGCUGAUGUAAAUGAUAUGACAAACAGAAUUUACGAAUUAAAAAGUUCCUGUCGACUCUUACAAAAGGAAAUUCAAGAAUCUUUAAAGAAAGAUGACAAAAUGCUCGAGUACGAAUCACUUCUCAACAAAAUUAAUGAACUCGAAAAAUCUCUAUUCUAUUUAAAUACCUUGCAAAGUGUUCAGGAAAUUAGUGGUCAAAUAGAAGUAUCAUUGUUUUUUGGAGUCGAUGAAGCAACUAUUGAACCCUAUGCUCUUCUGACACACAAAUUUCUUGAAUGGAAAUCGUCUCCUUGUAAACAACUUUCAAAUCACAUUCGAGAGAUUUUACAUUAUUGGCACAAUAACAUCAAAGAAAAAUUGUCCAAAGAAUACAGCGAGGUUUUGAAGGCAAUAAAAUGGCCUUUUUGUGGAACAAACUUAAGUGUUUCGAGCACUUCAUCAGCUGAGGCAAUGGCAAAAUUUAAAACUCUUACUGAAUAUUUGUUUCAUCUACAGUUACCAGAUGAUUCUGAAAAGCCGACAGUGACAUCAGCAUUGCUAACAGAUUUCGCACCAAUUUCUCUGCCAAUAGUUUUCUUAGUGCGACCACUAAGGCAAAGAUUUAUAUUUCACUUCACGGGGACGAAACAAACGAAUCGAAGGGAUAAACCCGAAUGGUUUUUUACUCAAGUUCUCACUUGGAUUAAAGGUCAUUCCGAUUGGGUGGCGAGAAACGUCCAACCGAUCGCUCGAUCCGCUGGUUAUGAUCACAUUAAUGUCAAAGAUGAAUUUAUGAGAGCUCUUGUACAAAUGGCCGUUGAAAAAUUACACUCGGAACUUCCGGUUGUUCAAUACGAUGAUUCUUCAUUUGCUCACACUGUUGAUGAAGCUCUUGGCUUUGAGAGAGAAUUGAGGGAAUCAUUCUUCUAUCCCGAAUCACAGCCGGCUACUUUAUCUGUUCUCACACAAGCGCAAAUUUUCGUCAAAUGGAUCAACAUGGAAAAGAAAUAUGCAACUGAGAAAAUGGAUGCAAUACUGAGUUCGCCUACAGCUUGGGAAAAAUUACCAGGACCCGAUGUUGAUAAUUUGAAAGUAACUGAAUGUGCAGAAGCUUUCUUGAAUCUUCUCACAACAAUUUCAGAUCGAUACAAUCAUCUUCCACAGCCGGGUCAUAGAGCUCAAUUUUUAGAAUUACAAUUGGAAUUAAUUGAUGAUUGGAGAGUGCGAUUAUUGCAAUUGUUGCACGAGGAUUAUGAGGAUCCACUGGCGUCACUCAUGCCACGAAUUUUAAAUUCCUUGCACUACGUGCAAACUGUUCUUUCCGAAUGGGGCGUUACUGUCCAUUUCUUAAAGCUUCAUUUCUACAAAAAGCAACUCGAGGCUGUGGAAAUAGCCACAGACAUUGGUGAAAAUAUUUUCGAAGAUGUUACGGAAGAGCACGGAACUGUAUUUGACGAUGCUAUUGCUCUUCUUCAGAGACUAGAAAAAAAAUUGGUCACUGAGAUUAGUGAUUCUGUGGCUCUGGAUGUUAAAGCAAAGAGCAGACCUUACAGAACUGAUAAAUGGUUCGCAAUGCAAUCGGAAAAGGAAAUUCUUUCCCUAUCCGUCACUCCAAGUGGUUGUUCAAUGUUUCAAGAAUUAGCACUUCGUCUUCACGCUCUCAAUGAAGCCUUAGCUUUGCCUUUGUUCAACCAGGCUUGGCGAAAUCUUGCAUCACAACUUGACUUGUACAUUUUCGAAGAAGUGGUUUUAGUCAAUAAAUUUAAUUCCGGAGGAGCUGUACAAUUACAAUACGAUAUUGUACGAAAUUUGUUUCCUCUAUUUGGUCUCUACACCAGCAAGCCAGAAUCAUAUUUUCCACGAAUGAGAGAAGGCUGCUCACUAUUAAAUAUGCUUCUCGGGUCAGCAUUAUUGCUCAUGGAUGCUUUAAAAAAUGGAACAGAAAACGAAACAAAAGAAAUACUUGCUGACGUUGGAGUUUUUAAAUUAUCUUCAGAUAUUGUAAUUUGUGUUUUAAAAUCAAGAAUGGAUAUAAAUGUGCGAUAAAUUUUGGUUCUUUGAAUUUUUGAACCAAAGGAGAAAAGGUUUUUGGUAAAUUUUAUACAUUCUUUUUUUGUUUAAUAAAUAGUUUUUAUUAAAAAAUA
Molecule: messenger RNA, 2599 nt
Organism: Leptopilina heterotoma
Lineage: Eukaryota; Metazoa; Arthropoda; Insecta; Hymenoptera; Figitidae
Gene: Rint1
Product: RAD50-interacting protein 1
Exons: 12
Coding region: 303-2501 (732 amino acids)
Biological process (GO): endoplasmic reticulum to Golgi vesicle-mediated transport; retrograde vesicle-mediated transport, Golgi to endoplasmic reticulum; regulation of ER to Golgi vesicle-mediated transport
Cellular component (GO): Dsl1/NZR complex
Source: RefSeq, a predicted model, not a curated record